GCGCUUUUCGACGUUCAUGACAAAGAAGCGGAAGCGCGCGAAUGCGUCAGGCAUUGUCGCGGCGUGGGAGCUCUUCUGGGACGCAAUCGAGGACGUGUCAAUGGAAGUCCCAGACCCGGACCAUCUCAUCUCGAUGUUCAAGGCGGAGCCGAGAGACCAGGACGUUGUCGUUGUUGAACGCGCAUUGAGCAUGCAACCAGUUGACACUGUCCUCCACGACCUCGAGGCGCUGUUUUCUGAUACGUUGGAGCUUCAACGCAUGCUUACGUCUUUCUCAGAGAAGGACAGCUUUAUGCGCAUCCUGUUGCGCAAUGAAACGAUCCAAACGCCGUUGGUGAACCUUUUGAUGGAACUCUUGAGCGAGCUCGCGCAGAAGGCGUCCGAAGAAGUUGUCGGCGCUGGUGCAAGCAUCACGAACAGCGUCAUGCCUUCAUCUGGAUUGUGCAGUCUCAUUCUACGGCACAUUCGGUGGAUCGAAUGCGUAUUCGACCCUUCCGCAUUGACCGAGAAGUUGUUGACGUCGUUGAGCACGUAUCCCUUGUUUCUGCAGAAAGACAUCAUUCAUAUCCUUCCCGAACUCGUUUCCGACCGUGACUUUCAACUCGCCGUGGACACGUUGCUGGAAACGAUCGGCAGUGAGAACGAACUAGUUGUACCCGCGAUUGAAGCGCUGUCGAAUUUCAACAUGCCCGCGGAAAUUUCUGACGAAGUCACGAGCUGCAUUCUCGGUCGCUUGACGUCUUCGUCGCUCGAGGAUAUGCCUGCGCUCCUCCGCUUCCUCGUCCAAACAAUGACAGAGUCGACCGCGUCGUCGAUGCUGAACACGAUUCGUGAAAAAGUUAGCGAUUGCAUCAAGGCAUCGUCGGACGCGAGGAUGGAUUCAUCUCAGGAUGAAUCGUUUCUGCUCCAGCAAUUCGUGCAUGGCAUGAUUUAUCGCACCGACCUCCUCGACCAUUUCUUAAAACUUUUGGCCAAGACAUCGACAGGCAACGGGUACAUCAUGGACGUGUGGUGCCUUGUGGGGUUCCACAGCUCCCUGGCCGGACCGAUGAAGGCCAAGAUCGAAGCCAUCUUCGUCAAGAAGGUCGCCCAGGGAAACUUCUCCAGGGAGGUGUUAGUUGAGUCGCUGGGACAUCACCUUCGCGGCCUCACGCCGUAUCUGAGUUCGGUCGUACUCGUUACUGGCGCGCUGCUCCAAAGUCCCGACGUGACGGAUCAAGGCAGGUUUGUCUUUUCGCUUCUUUUCAACGAGCUUUCGAAAGCUCGUGAGCCACUGUACGAGUUCCAAACGCAGAUCAUAUCGGACUUGGUGGACUUCGCCAUGUCGAGCGUCACGUCCACCGUUGACAGCGCGCUGGCGACGCUCCUGGCCAUUGCAACGCAUGAGCCCCAGCGUUUGGACAAGUACCUUUCGUUGCUGAAGCACUUGCUCGACUGCAUCGAACGGUUCAAUGUCGACCAAUGUCGCCAGGUGUAUCAGUUGCUUUACCGCGUUGGCGGGAGCGGCAACGCCGACUUGUCCAUCACGGUGCGUAAGCAACUGUACCACCUGGACAACCAGUACCGAAAACUCGGUAUGAUCGGGUACGUGUGCUGUAUCGAGGCCGAGGUGGACGCGAUGGGUGAUGACGGCACGCCUGGCCUGGACGAAAGCGAAGUGAACCCAGCGCGCGAUCAGUUUGAAAAGAAGAUCCGCGACCGCCUCGACAUUCUCCGCGAUGCGUGUCGAAAACAAGCAAAGGCGCUGUCGUUCAUGUAUGCCGAGCUCAACCACUUCGUGAACCGCAUGGACAGUCGGCGCCACCCAAAUGUUGUCGCGAUUUUCGAUGAAAAAUUCUCGGAAGUUCUCAUGAAUGAGUUCUUGCCCAUCUUCGACGCACGCAUCCACCAGCAAGGCGGGUACAAGCGACCGGUCUUCAACGGUGCCUUCCACUGCGACCAAUGGGCCAUAACUCGCAUGAACUCGCCAGUGUUCCUUCAAAUCAUGACAUUGGUGGCAUCCCAAGACACGAUGGAGCGUCCUUUGUACCUGUACAGCUUGCUCAAUCUCGUGGUAUCAUGCUAUAAACAGUCCGACACACUCGAGAAUAUCGGAACCGUCCUCAUUUGCCCGAUUUUGCUCAUGGAGAAAAAUGCGAUCGCGAACCUCGGCACGAUGGAGAAAGACGCUCAGGACGGGGUGUUCCUGGCCUUGUGGCAUGGCGUAAACUGGUGUCGAGAACUGUUGAACUGUUUUAGCUCGGACGUGUCGUUGGCCGGGAAGGUUUUGACACGGCUCGAGAACGCCGUGGAGUUGGAAUCAAUUUUGGAGGACGCCAUCAUGAACGCCCCGACGAGUGUGUGGCUUCCGCAAGGCAUCGAGAUUGUCACAGGCACGUGCACGACCGACGCCACGUUCGGCCGGCGACAGUCCAGCGAGUCGACCAAAAAGACCGAUCCCAAAAGCAAAGGCAAGGCUGCCACCCAUGUUCAACAGCGCCUCGCCACCAUUCGCAGCUCCUUCACGCCGUUGAAUUCCCGUGUCGUGGGCGUGCUGCCGCGCAUGAAAGACAGCAUCGACCCUCGGUCAUUUCACUUUUUGCUCGAUCAUUUUCUCCGCGUCCUGCGCAAAUCCCUCGUGAAAACGUACACAACCGCGCCGCAUUGGGCCGCCAAACACGCACCGGUGACCACCCAUUCAAACCCGUCGCUUCUCGUCCACAGCGGCUUCGUGGACCUUGCCCCUGGCUUUGCCAUGUUCGAGACUUACCUCAAAUUCCACUUGUUGAAUGUUGCUAACAACUUCCGAUGGGUACUGGAUGCGGUAGAACCGCCCCCGACACCAAUACUGCAUGCCUUGACAUCCAAGUACAUUCAAUCCAUCGUGGUCAUAGCAAAAGCCGACGCAGUGUUUGAGCAACAUAACCAGCAACGCCUCCAGCUGAUGGCACUGCAGCAGCUUAUCCUACCCGUCGAGCAGCACGUGCAAGUGGACGUUGUGGACCAGUCUGCAACGGUUCUCGGCGCCAUGUCGGACGCCUUGUUAAGCUUGCAGACCGUGCCAUGCAUGGACAUUGACAUCGCCGUGCAUCUUGUGACGGCGUUGGUGGCGCUGGAGCGCUUAAAGGUCAAGUGGAACGGCCUCCAGAACAAAGCAAUCUUGUUCUCACCGCCUCGUGGCCCCGUGUCGCCGCUGGCCGAGCUCGCGCUGGGGUAUCUUCGCCGGGACUGGUCGACGCAAGCCGCGGACAAGGCGUUUUCGUACAAGACGGCCGACUUGACGACACUUCUCGACACGUAUUUUGAGUUUUCACCGCAUCCGCUCGACAGUGUUCAGGACGUGGCGUGCUGCGGCUUUGUCAAUUUGCUCGAAAACUACAACGCGAACGUGUCGAACGAGUACUUUCCCACUCUGUCCAAGAAAACGAUGGGGGUGUUUGUCCGCGCGAGCAUUGAGACUGUCGUGCGCGCGACAUCGCGGCUCGACUACUCCGACGACGCGCCAUCCAAUCCAGCGCACCUGCUGCACUACUUGCACCAAGCGUCGCUCUUGUUCAAGCUCCUGGUUGGCCUCACGCGGAGCUUUCACACGAGCAUGGUACGUCGUCGGUGCAUCGUACUCCAACGGAUCGUCGUCGUCUAGGUGGUCGCUGCUGUGCUGAAGCAUGGAACUGGGUUCGUCCAGAACAUCCUGCGCGCGAUGCCGUACUUUGAACGUCACUUCGUCGGUCACUCGACGCGCAUUCUGGCGACUUUCAAGGAGGUCCAAGGGGGGACGAGGCGGCUCCAAGUGCUCUGUGCGCAUGGAAAGCUCAUCCAAGAUGCGUCUGCGGCCGCCCAAGUGCCCAAGCUGAAAAGGUUGUUGGAGCGACUCAUCUACGAAACGAGCAAACUCGCCCGGGAACACAACUUCAUGGACGCGUUCUCAACGGGGAUCCUAAAGCAGCGCAACUUGGACGGGUCUGCAGCCCAACCGGACGACGACGGCAGUUCUGACAACGAUGAGGAUGGGGACGAAACCGAGGCGGAAAACACCGAAAUCGACGAUGACGACGGCGAAGAAGAGUAAGGGGUAGCCGAGACGUACCAACUGACGAUGACGGCCAACGUUUUAACACAGAACGCAGCCUGCCCCCAGUUGGGUUGUCAUGGUUUAUCCAACACGCUUCGUUUGGGAGCCGUUGGUGUGUGUUCU
This is a messenger RNA of Aphanomyces invadans, 4174 nucleotides long. RefSeq lists its product as hypothetical. The transcript is spliced from 7 exons. The record is from RefSeq and is a predicted model, not a curated record. Gene Ontology annotation, cellular component: condensed chromosome; nucleus. Gene Ontology annotation, biological process: interstrand cross-link repair; homologous chromosome pairing at meiosis; double-strand break repair involved in meiotic recombination. NCBI's taxonomy places the organism in Eukaryota, Oomycota, Saprolegniomycetes, Saprolegniales, Verrucalvaceae. The coding region runs from base 17 to 3622 and encodes 1201 amino acids. Gene Ontology annotation, molecular function: DNA polymerase binding.